UAGUAACUAGGACUUUAGGUAGUUUAGGAGUAGUACAAUAAUGAACUUCCCCAAUAUUUCUAACUGCCUUUCAUCACUCAUCUCCUUUUCUCUUCUCUGUUUUCUCUCUCCUCCUACUCCUCCAUCAAUCCACUAAAGAUAUUUGAUUUAUGAUAAUCCAGUAAUAAAAUGGAUGAUAAUCCGAAUUAUCGGCCAUGGGACGAACUAAUGCCAGAUACACUCGGUUUAAUAUUUCAAAGGCUUCCACUUGAUGAGAUACUUAAUGUAGUCCCAAGUGUAUGCAAAUCAUGGGCAGUGGCGGUCCAAGGACCGUAUUGUUGGCAGGAGAUCGAUAUCGAGGAAUGGAGUCGAUAUCGUAGGCCUGAGAGCCUUGAUCGGAUGCUUUUAUUGCUGAUAGGAAGGAGCUGUGGUUCGCUGCGAAAGCUGUGUGUUUAUGGCUUAGCAACCGAAACGAGUUUAUCCUUGGUAGCUGACCACGCCCAGUCCCUUGAGAAUCUGCGGCUUCUAAGAAGUGAAAUAAGUGACUCGAUGGUGGAACAAGUUGCUGCUCGGUUUUGUAGGCUGAGUUCCUUAGAUUUGAGUUAUUGCACCAAAAUAGGAGCUCCAGCUCUCAAGGCCCUUGGGAAGCACUGCAAACUACUCACAUCUUUGCAGAGAAACAUGCAUCCCUGGGAUGUAGCUGAAAGGACAUCUCAAGAUGAUGAAGCAUAUGCUAUAUCUACUACAAUGCCACAACUCAAGCACCUUGAAUUGGCCUACUUGAAUAUUACAACAGACGGCGCUUUCAGGAUCCUUAACGCCUGCCGUGAGCUUAAACUGUUGGAUAUCCGAGGUUGUUGGAAUGUGAAACUUGACGAUAAGUUCCUUAAGGAUCGCUCGGGAUUGGAGGUCGUAGGACCUCUUGUUGUGGAUUGUGGCGUCAAGGUGAAGGAGCGUUUUAAUUACUACCCUAGUUCUUCUAGCUGCUGGGCGUGGGGUUUCGGGGACAUGGAUGAGUAUGAUGAUGAUGAUGAUGAUAAUGAUGAUGAUGAUGGUGAUGGUGAUGCAUGUGCGAUGUCUGGUGUUCUCUGGGAUGACAUGAAUGAGAUUGAGGACUUAGGUUUGAUGCUAUACGAGGAUGUGUAUGGCUAUUAUUGAAAUUUUUCGUUUCAUGAAGAUUAAAAACGAAAGGUCUCUUGGCAUGUGGAUUUCCCUAUAUUGUUAUCUAUAUCUACUGGAGAUGUAAUUUUUUUCUUAUAAUUAGUUGGUAGAAUGUGUAUAUUUGACCUAGGCCUCUUAAUGGUGUUCAGAAUGCUGAACUGCUGUAGCUUACGCCUUACCGUAGCUGGUGCUUUUUUAUGGUGUUUUUUUUCCUUGGUAAUGAAGUAUAGUUCUUGGUAACCUAAUUAAUAUA
Beta vulgaris subsp. vulgaris (sugar beet) is the source of this 1393-nucleotide messenger RNA. RefSeq names its product F-box protein FBW2. Bases 169 to 1137 code for a protein of 322 amino acids. The record is from RefSeq and is a predicted model, not a curated record. NCBI's taxonomy places the organism in Eukaryota, Viridiplantae, Streptophyta, Magnoliopsida, Caryophyllales, Amaranthaceae. The transcript has 3 exons.